Serinus canaria (Common canary) is the source of this 3836-nucleotide messenger RNA. It is a transcript of the gene MMRN2, whose product is annotated as multimerin 2. Gene Ontology annotation, molecular function: protein binding. NCBI's taxonomy places the organism in Eukaryota, Metazoa, Chordata, Aves, Passeriformes, Fringillidae. The record is from RefSeq and is a predicted model, not a curated record. The coding region runs from base 196 to 3240 and encodes 1014 amino acids. Gene Ontology annotation, biological process: negative regulation of vascular endothelial growth factor receptor signaling pathway; negative regulation of cell migration involved in sprouting angiogenesis. The transcript has 8 exons.
GAAAAAGAAAGGUUCGAUGGAGAGUGGUGUAUGGGUCACAUUGGUGUUUGAAAUGCUGAGCCUAAAGAGCACAGUCUCUGAAGAUUUCACCAUCAGGAAGUUAAAGAAUAUUGCUGGGGCAUUUCUGAAGUAAUUCAGGCUGAGCUUCAGAGAAAAGAACAAGAGACAGGUGUAAGUGGGGGGAAGAAGCCCAGGAUGCUCGUGAAGCUUUUGCUGGUCUGUAGCACAGUAGGACUGGCAAAGCUGGUGGAACACGCAGACCGUCAUGGAGAUCGUGAUGGUUCCGUGCACAGCUUAAAGCCACGAGUUCAUGAGAGCUCUGCACACCCCCAGAGAACUCCUCUGGCACGCCAAGAAGGUUACUGGGAGGCAGAAGGGCUCAGGGAGGAUACUCAAGAUUACCCUUCAAGUGUGAUCUCCUCACAUCAAGAAGAGAAAGGGGAUUUGGAAGCUGCGAGCCCACAGCCCCGAAAUCGGAAUUGGUGUUCCUUCACGCAGUCCCGCCUGGUCACAUACAUAGAAGCCUGCAUGAAAGAGAAGUACAUUGUCAACUCCCAACAGCCCUGCCCAAAUGGAGCCCCAGACUGCCAGAAGAUCAUGUACAGGACAGCUCUGAAGCCAGUCUACCAAGUGAAACAGAAGACUUUGAAGUCUUUGCAGUGGAAAUGCUGCCCUGGAUUUAUUGGCAAGGACUGUGAGCAGCGUGAUCCUAAUUUUAUUCUGGUGCCAGGAACUGAAACUGAAGGACGAGAAGAAGAGUUCUCAAACCACAUGUCAACAUCAGUGGAUUCAAGAGAAAUGUUCGAAGUCAUUCAAAAUCAUGAGGCUUUACUGGAUGAUCUUCAAAGUGAUAUUCAUCAAGCAGCCAGCACCUUAGGUGAAUUACAGAGACUAUUUGAGAGCAACGGUACAAGCAUGGUGUUAGAAGUGAACAAGAGCAAUUCAGAUCAUCAGGAAAGGCUUCUGCAGCAAGUUGUGUUUCCUCAUGUGGAGAAUUUUCUAAGGAAACAUUUUAACCCAAUGUGGGCAAGCUUCAACAAAAGUUUACAGAACCUCUCCAACACAGUAAGAAAUCUGUCCCAUGAUGUGGAAGCCAACAAGAAAAGCAUAGAACGAUUCCAAGAAAGCACUGUGCCCAAGAAGGAAUUCCAGGAGCUGGGAACUAAAUUUGAAUCAAAAGUCCAAGAAAACAUAGUGAAAGUUGAUGAGGUGAAAAGAGAUAUAGAGAACAAAGUGCAUGUGCAGCAGGCUAAUAUUCACUAUAAUCUCAGCACGCUCAAGGCAGAUACUGACACAAGACUCAAGAAGCUUCAAAAGAUCCAGCAGUCCCAUUUCUUAGCUUUGAACAACAGCAUAGCAAACAUGAAAGAAGAGCAAAACCUUCUUGAAAAUAAACUGGAAGCUUUGAAAAAAAAUUUAACAGAACUCUCUUUACAUCAUGGUCCCAAAGAUGAAAACAGCCAGUUAACCAUCAAACAUAUGAAUGAAAUACUGUCAGGGCAUGCCAAGCAGCUUAAAGAACUUUACAUGGAGUCAGAUGUGGCCUUUCAGAAUAUUGCAGUUUUAGAGAGGUGGUUUAAGGAGUUAAAGAAAAACAUCUCAAAGUAUAGGCCAGAAGACCUUACAAUAACUUUAGCUGAGAAAUCCGUUGUUAUGGAAGAAAACAACGCAGCAAUGGAAAGGCAGAUAGCAGAGCUCAACUACACUCUCUUGAACCUUCAGGAAAACUACUCAGAUCUGCUGCGGUACAUGGAGGAAUGCAAUUGCCAGAGAGUAUCUACGGACACUGAUGCAAUGGAGGAACAUCCAAGGAAUAGCACUUAUUCCCUUGAAGACACCCAGCCAAAGGAUACGAAGCACUUGGAGUCAGUUUUCAGAGAUUUCUUCAAGAGUGAAAUUGAAGAGCUCUCCUCAGCUAUUCCAUCCAUCCAUCUGUCUCUAAACCUCCGUCAAGAAGAGAACAGACAGCUUCAGUCACAGGUUAUGGCUUUUUCAGAAGACAUGGGCCUGCUGAAGAAGAAAGAUGAAGAAAUUCAUCGAUACAUCAAGUAUCUCAACAGCUCUUUUAGCUCUCUUUUGAAAGAUGCAAUGCGGCAUGAAGAAGCACUGGAGGCCCUACUGAGACACGAAUUUCUGGAUGUCUUUUUUGAAGAUGAUUUUAGUAGCCUAAUACCAUCAGUAUUUCAGCUGCAAGAGUCUCUCAGACACUUUUCAGAUAAACUGCAAGAACAAAAUGUGACUUUAGAAUCUCUUACCAGGAGAUUUCAUCCCUUGGAGAGAGGUGACCAGAAUCAUCAUGAUGCUCACGUGCUUCCUAAGCACCCUGAGGAGGAAACACAAACCUCCUCUACUCUACAUGAAGUCAGCAGUCAACGCAGUGUCAUAGAACACAUGGAACCUAACCAUGAGGCUGCCAAAGAUGACUCCUUGGAGAGCUCAGCUUACAAUGAUAUCAUGACUCUGAAGAAUGAUAUCAAACAUCUGAGCCUGGCAAUCAAGAGGCAUGAAUCCAGAGGUGACAUAAGUCUCUGCUGCAAUCAUACAAUAGCAAAUGCAAUUGAGCCACUCAACGUUUCUGUAGAAAUUCUCUCUGCAGAUUUAGCAACCAUCAAGCGGAAUCUGGAGGAACAUAUGGUGACUUUCAAAAAACUAUUUGGAAGUAAUGAAGAAUUAGGUGCCUCAAAUAUAAGUCUGGAUGUUACAAAGAUUCAGUCAAUGCUGCAGAAAAAAGGGAGAAGGCAACAGAAAGGUCAAGACAAGCAAAGAGACAAGAAAAGAUCUGAGAAGCACAGAGAAAAUACACAAACAAUAAGUGGAAGAAAUACACUGCAGACAGAAUUUGUGGAAAAAGAUUCAUUGGUGGCAUUCCACGUGGGAUUCUCAGAAAGAAAGGAUAAAGAAAAAACCGUGAGGUUUAAUGAAACGUACCUCAAUUAUGGAAACAGCUAUUUCUCUGAACAUGGCCACUUUAAAGCACCACACAAAGGUGUCUACCUGUUUGUCAUCUCUGUGGAGUUCAGCUCAGGACCAGCACUGGGACAACUCUCCUUCAGCCGUGGGUACAAAAGAACUCUCUCAAGCAGUCAGAGGAAAACCCCACAUGGAAACACCAUGACUACUUUUGCUAUAGCAGAAAUGGAGAAGGGGGAGACAGUGUGCUUUGAAUUGCUGCACGGCUCUAUAGUGAAGCGAAGCCCACCUGGGACAACUAUGGGUGGAUUCCUAAUAUCUAAAACUUGAAUAGUGACAUUUUUAUGUUUUAUUAAUCUCCUUCCAUAGAUGCAAUGGAUGCAUUCACUACUGCUUCAUCUGUGAUGUAUUCAAUGCUACUGCAUGUGUUUAAACAUAGCACUACCCUAGGUUUGUCUUCAUGCUUCUUUUCUGGAAGUGUUUGGCUUUUGAUAAGUUGCUUAUGAGCAGCAAUGGGAUUUUCUUUCAGGUGAAAAGCUAAUGGUUGGGACUCCAGAAGUAUCAGCACAUAUAUCCCCAAAUCCUUCCAAUGUGAGAACUGCACAUAAGUGUUUUGUGGGACUUUCUUCACUUUCAACACAAAUUUCUCCCUUCCCUUGGCAAAAGAAUGUCCUCCCAUGACAAAUACCCCCCAAUCAGUGGCAAGGAAAAGAUUUUAGGUAGGACUGCACCCUCUCAUGUUAUGUGGAUGGUACCUUAAAACCCAGAAGCCAAGACAAUUUUACCUUUUAGUUCUCUGUGGACCAGAGACUAUCUUGGAAACUUCUGUAACUCACUCCAGUCUUUCAGUCUGUGCACAACAGGAACACUAGAAGAGAUUCAUCAAACCCAGUAAAAUUCACUAUAUUGCCAGCAUUUGCAAGCAA